UACUGCUUUAUGUUAGGUAGUAACAUAUGUACCAUUGUCUUAUAAGGUAGAGUGACACACACUCUUACACGUGUGCCCCGUCUUAUCUCUGUACACAUGUGCGAUAAUUGUUGUUAGCCAGUGGUUAGGUACCCGAGUACACAUCGACCUCACGUCGCGAUGCUUCGCUUGACCAUAUUUGGAGCUAUUCUGGCAAUGUUUCUGUACAGUUACUUAGAUGGUCAAGUUCCUGAACCAAUUCCUGAACAGUUCACGGUGAAGGUUAUCGACGCUUGUAUGAAAACCUACGGUUACACGAUAGGGGCAAUGGUCAGUCUCGGUGUAACUGACCCACUAUCUGACCUGGACAGAGCACUAGCUGACCGCGUUAUCUUACUGAUGACCACUGGGUUUCCGUGGGGACUUGGCGCUGACCCUAAUUUACAGAUAACCGACACUACAAUGAAUGCAGUUCACGUGAGGACGUACGAACCAGUGACGUCACUACAUGUUUCGGACAGACCAGUACUCAUCUACUUCCACGGAGGAGGAUGGAGUACGCUAUCUGUUGACUCAUAUGAUCCACUUAUGAGGAAAAUAGCUAAGGACAGCGGAAUCAUGGUGAUCUCGGUCAAUUAUCGUUUGAGCCCACAAUACCCGUAUCCGAUUCCACUGCAAGACUGUAUCGAUGUUGUGGAGUUCGUCAUAGAAAACUGCGCUACCUUAAAUAUUCAUCCAGACAAAAUAGCCAUCGGUGGGGAUAGCGCCGGGGCUAACAUCGCUGCGGCCAUGUCGUUCAAGUUAAAACACAAGUUAGCGUUACAACUUCUGCUCGUCCCUGUUUUACAAAUGGUAAACUGGAACACAACCUCAUUUAUUGAAAAUGGUCCAUAUUUAGCGAAGAGUAUCAAUACACCGGACUCCAUAUAUUUCAUUCUUAAUUAUCUAAAUCUUGAUUAUAAAUAUGGCCGGGAUUUCCUAAAUAACAAUCAUACGUCUGCCUCUUUUAAGGUAUCGCAUUAUAUGAAAUUAAUUGAUCAAAACAGUUGGCUACCAAAACAUUUUGUUAGAGACAAAAAUCUGAAGGAAAAGAUAGAAUUGCAAACAAAUUUUGGAAAUGAAGAACUAUUUUCAAUCCUCGAGAGCCGAAUCACGAAUCCCCUGUUGUCGCCAUUACUUGCUGGGGACGACAUGUUACAAGGGUUACCUUUGACAUAUAUAGCAACGAGUGGGUAUGACUUUAUAAGGGAUGACGGCAUAAUGUUCUCUGAGAGGCUUAAACAUGUCGGACAGAAAACAAUACUCCAACACUACCACGAAGCCUUCCACAACUCACUAUUCUUCUCACAGGGACCUCUCAAGCUGGACGUCGGGGUUCGAAUCGUCCGCGAUAUCGUUGACGUUCUCCGAGACACACUCCAUUAACAUAAGUCUGUAGUCAAUCAACCGUAGCACUCAUCUUUGGAGUGAAUAGGUGAACAGAUCAUGAUUAUUCGGUUAACAUUUUAAAAAUUUAUUGUGAAGCUGCGAAAAAAUUAUGUUGAUAUUUUAAAGUUUAAAUGUUUGGUUCGAUCUUCUUGUUUUGAAACCUUCCAUAAAACACAUUACUGCACGAGCUGUUAAUCUUUAGCUUACUUAGUACAUGUAUUUACUUAUUUACACCAUGGAAUGAACUGAUAAUGAUUUAUUCUAUUAACAGUUAUAUCUUAUUGUGACGUUAAUGAUAAUUAAAAAAACAAUGUUGAUACCGUAAAGCUUUAACGUUACACGUUUUAUUCGUGUUCUUGAUUUAAACCUUCUUUCCAUAUUCACGCUGUACAUACGAGUUUUGUAAGGUGAUGUGCGGUUGGGUAAUAUAUAUAGCGGUUUUAAUUUAAGGUACAUACAUCCUCAAGAGAUAAGAGUAAAUCGUUAUUUUUACUUGUUAUUGAGGUCGUAAUGCUUUGAAACUUGUCACAGUAACUUUUUUAAAUACUAUUUAUACAUAUGCAUAAUCUGAAAUCAUAACGGUUAGUUUUUGCGUCUAUACAAAGUUUAACAUGAGCAUCCAAGGGUAUUUUCUCGAUAGUUUUUCGAUUUCUUUCUAUAAGUAAAAUAAAGAAAACAAAUUUAUAAUUAGCAUACCGACUGUGAACUCAAUUAUAUGUUUUGAAACGGUAACACAAAGCUUUUAGGAUCCUGAACAUGUAUUAAUCGAUUGUUUUAUAAAGUUGCCGUGAAAGCUUUAAGCAAAGUUAUUUCCGGUUUAAAAAUACAAUUAGUAAAAUAAUUUGCGGUGUUGAGUAAGGUGCCAUGCGGCUUUCAGAUGAUCACAAACGGCACUUCAAAGUUGUUCCUUAAAAAUAGUUUCCAGUUUUGAUUAUGUACCAACGCGCAGUUUUUGUUCUCGAUCCUCUUUAAAUCCAGAAAUCAAGUUCAAGUUCUUUAUUACUUUAAACCACAUGGUUUAUCAGUAUAUAAAUUACAUGUACAACAAGUCCUCACAGUCCUCACAAAUACUCACAACACCCACACUGAUCCACACAUAUGAACACCAGAAAUAAGCACAAGUCAACAACAGCUCCCAUACGUAGUAAUUAAGAUAUUGCCAUUUAGCGUCUACGACCAAUCGCUUCCCUCUACCAUAGAUAUCUCUUGGUAUCAUCCCACAGUGAAGUUUCGGUACUGAAAUCUGCCUGUUUUCUCUCCCAAAAACAAAGAUCUAUACCGCACAGCAGUAUCUGGGUGAUGUGUUGAUGCCUGAUCUAUCACUUCACUUAAAUUACUGACCAUUAAUAUGCAGUGGAAGCACCGGUAUCUAUUCAUAUGGACUUAUACAGGUAGAAACAUAGAUAGAUAUACGCAAAAAAUAUGUUCCAUAUCAGAUAUAUGACAAGAGUCAAAAGCUUAUAUUGGCUUUAACGGCACUUUAUGGACUUUUGGGAUCCCAACCAAAUGAAACGAUAACCGAAAGUUGUAUUACGAAUAUUAACAUGAUAAUGUGGUAAUCGCCAAAGUAGUGCCCAAAUUAGGCAGCAACUCUUUGUCAAUAUCACUUCAAACCAUUCUUACAUUUUAAAUUCUCUAAGAAGAGUAUGUCUGUAUGUACAUACAGUAGAUAAAAAUGUAUGGUCAAAAAUGUCAAAAACAUGCAUAAUUUAAUCAGUAGUGCUUACCUUUAGUUGCAGCCAUGCUGAUUUUUCAACCGCUAUAUACAUUACUCAAACGCACAAUACCUUACAAAACUGCACGUGUAAUACUCGUAUAUACAGCGUGAUGUUAUAUACUAUACAAUUAUUACAUUUUGUGGAGGUGUACACGAGACUAAACGGACCUGGUCAAGAGUUUGUUCAUCGAGACCGCUUGCCGAGGUGAACAAACACUUGACCAGGUCCGUAUAGCCUCGUGUACACCGAACACAAAAGGCAAUAGCUGUUUUGUAAUAUGGCCAGCUAAAAUGAAUGAAAAAAAUCCCAAGGCUUGAUCCAGUCCAAAUCAUGUUCACUAAAGUUUUCAAAGUCGGCAUGCAGACUGACCUUUGGAACUGAAAUAUGGCUUGUUGCACCUGAAAUAAUUUUCCGGGUACUCAAUAAGUCUUUUUUUCUUCAAAUAAGUAAGUAAUUCUUCUUCGUUUAUUGUAGCGAAACGUUGUUGAGGUAUCUCGUCUGCAAUAUUGUAAACAAAGAGAUGUCGAACAAUCGUUUGUUUCCAGCAUUCUGAUUGGCUGGUGUACAAAGUAACACGUUGCGUGAUUGGAGGCAAAGAUUGCCGAUCUGUUCGUGCUAUAAAUAUUGGAAUUUUCCAUUUGAGCUAUUUUUAGCACGAACAGGUCUACUCACUGAUAGGUACUUGUGAGGGAAACAGGAAAUUGGCCAAUGAAAAUUAAGGAAACACUCCAGCCAUAUUACAAUAUAUAAUGUAACAUCUUUGUGAGUUAUAUACUACAUAAUGUAAUAUCUUUGUGAGUUAUAUACUAUAUAAUGUAACAUCUUUGGGAGUUAUGUAGUAUAUAAGGUAAUAUCUUUGUGAGUUAUAUACUAUAUAAUGUAAUAUCUUUGUGAGUUAUAUACUAUAUAAUAUAAUAUCUUUGUGAGUUAUAUACUAUAUAAUGUAACAUCUU
Molecule: messenger RNA, 4078 nt
Organism: Pecten maximus
Lineage: Eukaryota; Metazoa; Mollusca; Bivalvia; Pectinida; Pectinidae
Product: arylacetamide deacetylase-like
Exons: 5
Coding region: 160-1404 (414 amino acids)
Molecular function (GO): hydrolase activity
Source: RefSeq, a predicted model, not a curated record